Eutrema salsugineum is the source of this 519-nucleotide messenger RNA. Its product is annotated as protein SEH1. Gene Ontology annotation, cellular component: nuclear pore outer ring; Seh1-associated complex. The transcript is spliced from 4 exons. Gene Ontology annotation, molecular function: protein binding; structural molecule activity. Bases 1 to 519 code for a protein of 172 amino acids. Gene Ontology annotation, biological process: cellular response to amino acid starvation; positive regulation of TORC1 signaling. The record is from RefSeq and is a predicted model, not a curated record. NCBI's taxonomy places the organism in Eukaryota, Viridiplantae, Streptophyta, Magnoliopsida, Brassicales, Brassicaceae.
AUGGCGACUCUAGAUUCUGGCACCACCUGCUCCUCCUGGAAUCACUCCGGCCACCGAUUAGCCACCGGUUCCUUAGACGGGAUCCUUUCCGUCUACGACUCUCCUGUUCCCUCUUCUUCUUCUUCUUCUUCUUUCACUUGCACUUCCAAAGUUAGGGUUAGUGAAUCGAGUGUUGCAAAGAUCGUCUGGCUGCCUUCGGAAUACGGCGAUGCAGUAGCCUGCAUUUGCGAAGACGGGAGCUUAUCGAUUUGGGAGGAGGUUUCUGAAGACACACAUGCUCUUGAGUGGAAAUCUUGCAAGAGUAUCAAGAACCAGUCUAGCCAAGUGCUCGAUGUUCAAUUUGGGGUUUCGAGAAAGAGUCUGAAGAUGGCGACCAAUCACCAUUAUUGGUUCUUUGACUAUUAUGCCAGGUCGCAGCAUAUUCUGAUGGGACAAGCUUAUGCUGUACUGGAGAAGAUGAUAACUGAGUAUGAUAUUGAAUCUGAUGUUACACAUAUCGGUUGCAUCGUGGACAAGUAG